AAAGUUCAGCGGGAAGGAGGUUUUUGUUGUUUUCUGUUUAUUGCCGAAUAAUUGCGAGCUUGUAAGAUUAGAUUUGUUUGGAAUCUCUGCUGACGGAUAACUAAUUUCGCCAUGCUCCGCUCGCCCGCCAGAUCAAUUUUUACGAGGCUCUACAGCAGCAUGAAGGUGAAAGUGCCAGUGAAGCAAGGUGUUGUGGUGGGGCAACAGAAGACGCUGGCCAGCGGGCUGGAGUACAACAGCUUUCUAGGCGUUCCCUAUGCGGAGCCACCUGUAGGAGAGCUCCGUUUCCUGAGUCCGCUGCCCCUGCAACGCUUCGAUGUGCCUGAAUUGGACUGCAGCAAGGAGAGGGACAUGGCCCAUCAGCGUGAUCCCUUCACCAUGGAGGUGGCAGGUUCCGAAAACUGCCUGUUUCUCAAUGUAUACGCUCCCAAGGUCAAGAAACCGGGCGUCCCUCUGCCCGUAAUGGUGUGGAUUCAUGGCGGUGGCUACUUCUUUGGCAACGGCAACAGUGAUUUCCACUUUCCCGGCAAGCUUCUGGAGCAGGACGUAAUUGUCGUCACCCUGAAUUACCGACUGGGAGCCCUGGGCUUUCUCAGCCUGCCCGAGGAGGGUAUCCAUGGCAACAUGGGUCUCAAGGAUCAGCGUCUAGCCUUGCAGUGGGUUCAGGAGAACAUAGCCAGCUUUAAUGGUGACCCCAAAAACGUAACCCUGUUCGGUGAGAGUGCUGGAGGGGCGUCAGUCCAUCUGCACACAUAUGCCCGGCAUGCCAACCGCUUGUUCCACAAGGCAAUCAUGCAGAGCGGAACGGGCAACAUGGAGUGGGUGUUCCAGUACGAUGCGGCUAUCAAAACCCGUAAGCUGGCGGAGCUCCUCGGCGGCGGGGACUUCGGUGGUGACACCAAGGCGCUCUUGAAAUUCUUAAGGUCGGAGAAGGCCACUCCCACCGGCAUUUUGUCCAACACCUUGAAGGUUCUAACUGCCGACGAGCGGCGGCGUCACCUGCCCUUUGCCUUUAAGCCAGUUAUCGAAGACCGCAGCAGUCCGGACAGCUUCCUGGACCAAAACAUCUUUGAUUUGAUGCACAAAAGGACACUAGGUGGAAUGCCUACCAUUAUGGGCUACAACUCCGCCGAAGGACUGGCCAUGAUUGUGAAGGCCAAGCAGAAACUGGAGGCCUAUGAAGAUGAUUUGGCUAGGAUGGUGCCAAAGAACCUAGUGCUGGAUCCUCAGUCUCCAGAGGCCCUGGAAGCGGCUUUCGAUCUGCGGGCAUUCUUCUUUAAUGGUCAGGCUAUAACCAAGGAUAACAUGGACAAUCUGGUGGACCUGUUCACCGACUACCACUUUAACAUGGACCUCCAGCACGCUGCGGAGAUCCAUGCCAGUUGCCAAACACAGGCUCCCCUGUAUUUUUAUCGCCUGGAUUACGUGGGCGGACGCAAUAUGUACAAGAAAAUUUUCCAAAACGAGGAUCUUCGGGGCGUGGCCCAUGCUGACGACAUUUGCUACAUCUUCCAGAUGGCCGGAGACGAGUCCAAGAUGAGAGAAGAUGACCUGCUGGUCACCGAGCGCUUGUGCAAGAUGUGGGCAAACUUUGCGCGUGACGGAAAGCCGUCAGACAGCUGGCUGCCUGUACAAAAACCUCAUCCUGGGAAGCCCUUCCAGCUGGACUGCCUGCUCAUCGACCGGGAGCUAAAGAUGUGCGUCAAUCCGGAUGGUGAGCGUAUGGAUUUCUGGCGCAGCAUGUACAGGAGAUACAGGAGCAAGUGCUACGAGGCUCUGAGAGCGAAGCUUUGAUAAAUCGAAGACUCAAUUUUAUUUAAAUAUAAUUAACCAAAAAAUUA
Molecule: messenger RNA, 1841 nt
Organism: Drosophila serrata
Lineage: Eukaryota; Metazoa; Arthropoda; Insecta; Diptera; Drosophilidae
Gene: clt
Product: cricklet
Source: RefSeq, a predicted model, not a curated record